Messenger RNA from Chanos chanos (milkfish), 453 nucleotides. RefSeq names its product ribosomal protein L22 (gene rpl22). Gene Ontology annotation, molecular function: RNA binding; structural constituent of ribosome. Gene Ontology annotation, biological process: cytoplasmic translation. Bases 19 to 408 code for a protein of 129 amino acids. Gene Ontology annotation, cellular component: ribosome. The transcript is spliced from 4 exons. Lineage: Eukaryota; Metazoa; Chordata; Actinopteri; Gonorynchiformes; Chanidae. The record is from RefSeq and is a predicted model, not a curated record.
CUGCCAGAUUUGUCGGCCAUGGCUCCGAAUAAGAAGCAGAGCACUCCUAAGGGUGGCAAGAAGAAAAAGCAAAUCCUGAAGUUUACACUGGACUGCACCCACCCUGUAGAGGAUGGCAUCAUGGACGCUGCCAACUUUGAGCAGUUCCUGCAGGAGCGCAUCAAAGUGAAUGGGAAAGCUGGAAACCUAGGUGGUGGUGUUGUUACCAUCGAGAGGAGCAAGAGCAAAAUCACAGUGACCUCAGAGGUCCCCUUCUCCAAAAGGUACCUGAAGUAUCUCACCAAAAAGUACCUGAAGAAGAACAACCUGCGAGACUGGCUGCGCGUCGUGGCCAACACCAAAGAAAGCUACGAGCUGCGCUACUUCCAGAUCAACCAGGAUGAGGAGGAGGAAGAGGAUGAAGAUUAAAUCCAUCCCACUCUUGUACAUUCAAUAAAUUUUCAAAAGAAAUCA